GUAUGCAAACGUCACAGAAUGAUGUCAUCUUUUCGCUUUCCUUUAUGUAUCGGAAAAUUUUCAAGUCAUUAAAAACACGUACCAUGUAUUGCUGAAACGACCACAAAAUUAAAUUAAAAAAUAACUCUGGAAGUUACAUCAAGAUAACCAAGUAUUCGAAAUUUGAACAAGGAAGUAAUUAAAUAAAAUGUAUGUCGUUCUACGAUCCUCUCACAUUAAAUACAAUCGUUCUAGAUUAUUAAAAACUUAUCGACAUUUUCACCAUCAAAAGCAAUGCAUCUGUAAUAUAAAUGUUCAAGUUUUGAAUCCCAAUAUAGCCGAAUCGAAGCGAUUUUACUCGAUAAGCCCCAAUUAUUCAUCCUUCAAAAGAGAUAGUAGAUUACUAAAUGUUCUCAGCCCUAGUUAUAAUUAUGACUUGGUGCGAACAGUUUAUUUGUCAAAUAUCAGAUUUGACAAGGAUCCUUCCAAACCAUCCUCAAAGGUGGAGGUAACAGUACAGGAAAUCAAAAAGAAACAGGAAGAAGAACAGAAGACCAAAGCAACUGCUGCUACCACUACGACAACAGAGGUUGCUAAAGCUGUCGUGAAAAAACCUAUCACCCAGAGAAUUUGGGAUGAAGUUGUACACUACUACCAUGGUUUCCGAUUAUUAUUUAUCGAUGUCAAAAUAUCUUCUGGACUCGUGUGGCGUAUUCUCAACGGAAAAACACUGUCGAGAAGGGAAUACAGACUCCUCACACGCACUGUGGGAGAUUUAUUUCGAUUGGUACCUUUCUCUGUGUUCAUUAUUGUACCCUUCAUGGAACUUCUUUUACCGGUUUUCAUAAAAUUUUUCCCUGGAAUGCUUCCUUCAACAUUCCAAUCAAGCACCGACAAAGAGGAUAAGAUCAAGAAGGGUCUGAAAGUAAAGUUGGAAAUGGCCAAGUUUUUGCAAGGAACAUUAGACGAAAUGUCUGUUCAGCACAAGGAUAGGUAUUCGGAUAGUGCUAAAGAGUUUUUGGACUGGUUCAAUAAGGUUAGAACUUCAGGUGAACAGGUCUCCAAUGAGGAGAUAAUGAAGUUCUCUAAACUCUUUCAAGAUGAAAUUACCUUAGAUUCGCUCUCCAGGAGUCAACUCAUCGCUCUUUGUCGAGUUUUAGAAGUGCAGACAUUGGGAACAAAUAACUUCUUGCGUUUUCAGCUGAGAAUGAAACUGCGAUCUCUUGCCGCUGAUGAUAAAAUGAUUCAGAAGGAAGGUGUCGACAGCUUAACACUCGCCGAGGUGCAACAAGCUUGUAGGUCGAGAGGCAUGAGAGCCUAUGGUCUCAGUGAAGAAAGGUUGAGAAACCAAUUGAGUCAGUGGCUAGAUUUGAGUUUGAACGAAAAAGUGCCUCCUUCUUUAUUACUUCUAUCAAGGGCUCUUAUGCUGCCAGAAACUAUUCCAACUAGUGACAAACUCAAAGCGACAAUAUCGGCCUUGCCAGAGACAAUUGUUAAGCAAACACAAGCUGCCAUCGGAGAAAAAGAAGGAAAAAUCGACAACAGGGUUCGUGCAGAAAUUAUCAAAGAGGAACAACAGAAGAUCGUCGAAGAGCGGGAAGAGCGCAGAGAGGAACAAAAGAAGUUGGAAAAAGACAAAGAAAUCCUUGUGGACAAAGCCCCUAUCGUAUCUACAGCCACCACCCCCAUCCUGGAAGAUACAGCUUUGAGGAUAAGUGCCGAAAAACUGGAGAAAACCGAGAAGAAGGAAGAACCUUUGCAGUCGAAAGACUUUGAAAUCAUCGAACACGCUAUCGACACUGUGUCGAAAGAGAAGAACCUGGUGGUGGAAAAAGAAGAAAUCCAAGAGCUCAAAGCUGAAAUGGCCGACUAUAAAGAGGACGUUGAAGAUCUGGCUAAGGCUGUCGCUUCCCAGCCCAAACCUGAGAUUAAGGAAACCAAGGCCGCCCAACGUCUUUUCAAGAGCGUCAAUAAGAUGAUCAAUAAAUUGGACACUGUGAUGGUCGACCUAGAAAAGAAAGAGAAACAGUUGAAGAAGGAUCUUGAGGUUGAAGCGACCGAUAAGAAGAAGGAGGAGUUGUUGAAAAUUGAUGAUAUCAUGGCUGCUAUCAACAAAUUGAAGGGUGUGCAAGACCAAAGCAAAAUCGAGCAGAUCACGAAUGUUUUGAAGAGGAUGGACGAUGAUCAUGACGGAUCUCUCAAAGUCGAAGAUGUUUUGAAGGUGAUUGAGAUAAUCGGAAAAGAGAACGUGAAACUCAGCGCCAAACAAAUCGAUGAGUUGAUCGACCUUCUGGACAAAGAAGAAAUCCUAGAAGUUGAAGAUAAAAUUGAGAAAGCCUUGCAGAAAGAUAAAGAAGCAAAAGAUGCACAAAAACAGGCGAGUGACCAAUUGAAAGAGGCCGGUGGUAAAGAUUCCCAGAAGAACCCUCCAGAGAGUAAAGGAAAACCAAAAGAAAAGAAGGAACCAUCAGAUAAGUGUGUAGAUGUUGCUGGACCACCUUCAUCGAAACCAAAAAUGGAUUCUCAAACCGUCAUUCCUCCACCNUUAUGGUCCAACUUACUUCAAAUGUAA
Messenger RNA from Leptinotarsa decemlineata (Colorado potato beetle), 2551 nucleotides. It is a transcript of the gene Letm1, whose product is annotated as Leucine zipper and EF-hand containing transmembrane protein 1. Gene Ontology annotation, cellular component: mitochondrial inner membrane. The record is from RefSeq and is a predicted model, not a curated record. Gene Ontology annotation, biological process: intracellular monoatomic cation homeostasis. Gene Ontology annotation, molecular function: calcium ion binding; ribosome binding. NCBI's taxonomy places the organism in Eukaryota, Metazoa, Arthropoda, Insecta, Coleoptera, Chrysomelidae.